Molecule: messenger RNA, 831 nt
Organism: Limanda limanda (common dab)
Lineage: Eukaryota; Metazoa; Chordata; Actinopteri; Pleuronectiformes; Pleuronectidae
Product: protein lifeguard 2-like
Exons: 12
Coding region: 1-831 (276 amino acids)
Biological process (GO): negative regulation of apoptotic signaling pathway
Cellular component (GO): Golgi apparatus; membrane; endoplasmic reticulum
Source: RefSeq, a predicted model, not a curated record
AUGACACAGGGCAAGUUGUUACUUGCGAACAAAUCCGCCAAUGGCUCCUCCAGUGGAGAGGCCACGGUGGCACCAGCUCCUCCCAGCUACGAGGAAGCCACGGCAGGCACCAGUGCUCCUUGCUACAGUGAUGCAGAGAUGCUCACAGAGUUCACUUGGGAUGAUCGCAACAUCAGGAGGAUCUUCAUCAGAAAGGUGUAUUCCAUCUUGAUGAUCCAACUUUUGGUCACUUUCGCUAUUGUGGCUAUUUUCACAUUCUGUGACCCUGUGAGGGAAUACAUCCAAUCCAACCCUGGGUGGUACUGGGCCUCUUACGCCGUGUUCUUUGUCACAUAUCUGACCCUGUCCUGCUGCUCUGCACCAAGGAGACAGUUUCCAUGGAAUCUGAUUCUGCUUGCCAUCUUUACCCUGUCCCUCUCCUACAUGACGGGCAUGUUGUCCAGUUUCUAUAACACCAAGUCGGUUGUGAUGUGUCUGGGCAUCACAGCAGCUGUUUGUCUCGUGGUCACAGUGUUCAGCUUCCAAACUAAGUUUGAUGUGACCUCCUACCAAGGUGUGCUCUUUAUCUUCUGCAUGGUCAUGUUCAUCUCUGGCAUAGUGCUGGCACUUGUCCUUCCCUAUCAAUAUGUACCAUGGUUGGAUUCCAUCUACGCGGUCUUGGGAGCCAUACUGUUUACCAUGUUUUUGGCGUUCGACACGCAGCUCCUCAUGGGAAACAAGAGAUAUACCAUAAGUCCAGAAGAGUAUGUCUUCGCCACUCUCAACAUCUACCUGGAUAUUAUUUAUAUCUUUUCCUUCUUCCUCCAAAUCUUUGGAACCAAACAUGAAUAA